AAAGCAUCUGUGUCCUUUGACCCCCCGGCUACGCUCCCGACCCCCCGUGGCGACCCUAGGAUGACGGGCUGUGGGAAGUCUGAGCUGGAAUCGAUGAAGGGGGCCGAGGCCGUGGCGGCUCCGGGGAGACCUCCGGAACCCCGAGCUCCGGAUCCGGCAGCCCCCGUGCCCGAGCCCGGCUUGGACCUGAGCCUGAGCUCCAGCCCGAGCCCGCAGCCUGCGAGCCCCGAACCGCCGAGCUGCAUUGCAUCGCGGCGGAAGGGGCGGGCAGCCCGGCGGGGCGGAGCUCGCAAGGGCCGGCAGGUCCGCUUCCGCCUGGCGCCGGCCUCCCCGGGUCGGCCCGAUGCCCCGAGCGAGGAGCCCGCGGCGCAGGAGCUGGGGGCGCCGGUGCAGCAGAGCAGCCUGGCCCUGGGCCUCGAGUUGCAGGCCGCGCGGGCCGCCGCCGGGGGCCAGUUCGACGCGGCCAAGGCCGUGGAGGAGCAGCUGCGAAAGUCCUUCCAGACCCGCUGCGGCCUGGAAGAGAGCGUGGCCGAGGGGCUGAACGUGCCGCGCUCUCGGCGUCUCUUCCGGGACCUGGUGAGCCUGCAGGUGCCCGAGGACCAGGUGCUGCACGCCGCGCUUCGGGACAAACUGGCGCUCCUGCCGCACGCGCGUGCCCCGCCCCCCAAGGAGCCCCCGGCGCCCGGACCGGACAUGACCAUCCUCUGUGACCCUGAAACACUGUUUUAUGAGACCCCGUACUUGACCCUGGACGCACUGCCCCCCCUCCGGCUGCAGCCCCGGCCUCGGCCCCCAGAAGACACCUUCCUCAUGCACCAUACCCUGCGACGCUGGGAAGCCUAGCCUGGUGGUUGUGGCUUCGUGGUUGGUUUUGUUUACUCAAACUUUUUCAGA
Messenger RNA from Sorex fumeus (smoky shrew), 894 nucleotides. RefSeq names its product protein phosphatase 1 regulatory subunit 35 (gene PPP1R35). NCBI's taxonomy places the organism in Eukaryota, Metazoa, Chordata, Mammalia, Eulipotyphla, Soricidae. Gene Ontology annotation, biological process: negative regulation of phosphatase activity. Gene Ontology annotation, molecular function: phosphatase binding. The record is from RefSeq and is a predicted model, not a curated record. Bases 61 to 843 code for a protein of 260 amino acids. The transcript has 4 exons.